AUGAACAUCAUGAACGACCCGUUUAGCCCGCAUUGUAAAGAACUGGCCUCGCCAAACCCGUGGAAUUUCUCACUUUCGCUAGGAAUUCUGUUCGGCAUUUUUCUUUCCUACCUGCCACAGCUCUACAGGAUCAUCUCCCGACGGUCUUCCUUUGGCAUAUCGCCGUAUUUUAUUCUACUGGGAACCACAUCGGGGACGUUUGCGUUUACGAACAUACUUGUCCUGCCAAGAAGUUCACAGGAUAUUGCGUGUUGCAGAGAGCUUAAUGGAUUCUCAUGCUUUGCUGGCUUGCUGGGCAUACUCCAGGUUGGAGUGCAAGCGCUGUGCUUCUUUGUAGUCCUUUCCCUUUUCAUCAUCUUCUUUCCCCGCUCCAUCCCUUCACAUGCCGUCAAAUCCUUAUCCACCACAACACCCUCUUUCCGUAUAGCCCUCAUAGUCGGCGCAAUAUGCGUUAUCCAAACAAUUACCACGGCCAUCGUUGGCAUAACCGUUGUCGUUGCGCAUCCAGACCAGCGUCAGUUCUGCGCAAACGUAUUCGGAAUUAUCGCAGCAGUCCUUUCCUCCAUUCAAUAUUUCCCCCAGAUCUACACAACAUUCAACCUACGCCGCAUUGGUAGCCUGAGCAUUCCCACGAUGUGCAUCCAGACUCCAGGUAGUCUCGUAUGGGCCGCUAGUCUAGCAGCACGACUCGGGACGGAGGGCUGGAGUUCGUGGGGUGUUUAUGUGGUCACAGCUUUAUUACAAGGAACCUUACUCGUGAUGGGUAUUUAUUUCGAAUAUAUCCAACCUUCAAAGGCAGAUAGCGAUAUCACCACUGAGGAAAUUUUGGAAACGGAGAACGGUGCUAAUGGGACCGUUCUCGCGUCCAGCAGCGAGGAGAUCAAUCCUACUGAAGAAACCCCCCUACUUCAAAGCUCAGCGUAG
Messenger RNA from Paracoccidioides brasiliensis Pb18, 924 nucleotides. RefSeq lists its product as uncharacterized. The transcript has 3 exons. The coding region runs from base 1 to 924 and encodes 307 amino acids. The record is from RefSeq and is a predicted model, not a curated record.